Oryza sativa Japonica Group (Japanese rice) is the source of this 1069-nucleotide messenger RNA. RefSeq names its product PLASMODESMATA CALLOSE-BINDING PROTEIN 5. The record is from RefSeq and is a predicted model, not a curated record. Lineage: Eukaryota; Viridiplantae; Streptophyta; Magnoliopsida; Poales; Poaceae.
GACGUGGCAACCUUAGUCACUCAAACAAACAACCCCUAGAACCCGAAGCGAACACGAAGCUGCUUGUGCCAAAAACGCCUCAAAACGCGCCGCCGCCUUUGUUUCCAUCCAAAAAUCAAAUCAAGUCGCCUCCCAACUUCACACUCGACACUUUCACUAAUCACAGCUCACUUCAGCUCGCUCGCUCUCACUACUACUCGCUGGCACCAUUCAGGCGGAUCCAAUGCCCGCCGCCUCCUCGCCUCUUCCCCUCCCCCUUCUCCUCCUCCUCCUCCUCGCCGUCGCCGGCGCCGGCGCCGCGGGUGCGGGGGCGGGGGUGGGGGUGAGCGGCGGGGGGCAGCUGUGGUGCGUGGCGAAGAACAACGCGGACGACGCGGCGCUGCAGGCGGCGGUGGACUGGGCGUGCGGCCCCGCGGGGGGUGCCGACUGCCGCGCCAUCCAGCAGGGCGGCGCCUGCUACGACCCGCCCGACCUCCUCGCCCACGCCUCCUACGCCUUCAACGACUACUUCCUCCGCGCCGGCGGCGCCCCCGCCGCCCCCGCCGCCUGCGACUUCUCCGGCGCCGCCGCCCUCACCGCCCUCAACCCCAGCCAUGGCAGCUGCGUGUUUCCUUCCAGCACAUCUCCAAAAAAUGGCAGCUUCACAGGAACAACAACUUAUGGUCCAGCUGGUGCAGAUUUAAGCAAAAGUUCUUCCAGGCAACUGAAUUUCUGGUCAUUGUUGUUAUGCAUAUGUCUGUCUGUAACAUUUUUCGAUGCCUUCCCUUCUGAUACAUUUUCAUAAACUCCUCUCUGCUAGUAUAUGAUAAACUACUGGACUGCAGAAAUGCAAUUUGUUGUACUUGUGGUUGAAGCAUCAUUUCUUUGCAAGUCUGUGUAGAGAAAAGGAAUACUCUUUUCAAGCUUCCCCUUUUCCCUCCUGUUAUUUAAUGAGCAUUUAAAGGGGUCCUUGCCAUCUCCGUUUUCGUUUUGUUUCAGUUUUGCUUUGGUAGUUUGUGUGUAACAUUUCAGCUGUAAGAGCACCCGUAAUGGUAAAGUAAUGUGCUAUCUAUAAAACAUGUACAUCUCA